Messenger RNA from Westerdykella ornata, 1287 nucleotides. RefSeq lists its product as uncharacterized. The transcript has a single exon. The record is from RefSeq and is a predicted model, not a curated record. Lineage: Eukaryota; Fungi; Ascomycota; Dothideomycetes; Pleosporales; Sporormiaceae. The annotation marks the transcript as partial.
AUGGACCACGGGAAAGCGUCCCCGAUUCAGGGUGCUAUCGACUGGCAAUCCGACCCGUAUUGGCGGCAUAGACGCCUCUCCCCAGCACUGCUUCAGAUCCAUGACAUCCGGUUGGAGGCGCGGCGUGUAGAGUAUGGACCCAUGCUGGAGAUGACAGAAAUUCUACCGUCCACGCUUGCUCCGGCUCUAGCGAACAGAGACAAACUAGCUAAAGAUUUUCCUUGUGAGGAGAUCGCAAAGGAUCGAAAUGACCAACAUCAUCUCCGGACGCUGGCGGCUGAGUACGGGUGGCUGAACGUCUUGCGCAGCGAUGAAGUCCAGCAAACCACAUCUGAUCCACAGGAGAUGAGGAAAUGUCGUUGGAUACACAUUUCUAGCAAAUUCUCGGAUUAUCUAGCCGGUUGUCUACUCGGUCUUUCGGACUGGAGCAAGAAUCCUGGGCAGGUGGCGAUGGCGUUGCAGCAGCUUGACCAUUGCGUCUAUCAGAAUGAGCGGUUUUCCAAACAUGGACGAUAUUUUGCGCCCUUCGUCCAAGAUCUUCUAGAAAGCGACAUCCAGGACGGGGGACAUGACGGUGAAGGCCCAAUGCUGAUCAGUGUGCCGUUCUUAGACUGGUCUGUAGAAGGACCGUCGCCACCACUACGAUUUCAAGUGGACCCAAGAGAAGGGUAUCAAUCUAGCCGAGGCUCUUCGCAUCUAUUGAGGUCGAUAUUGCAGCAUUUCUAUCGCCUUGAGGAUACCGCGGAUCGGGAGCCGCAACAGGUUUUCACCAAGCAUAAACCAUGGCUUACAGACCGCGAACUCGAUCUGAAAGUGCGGCGCUGGUAUGGACAUUACCCUUCGGCGCUGAACGUGGACGAGCUGUGGCUACUAGUGAUUGAUAGGCGCCAUGUGGUGACCUUCAGCAGUAAUCAGUCGUGGAAGUCGACUUGGCCGCCCUUACAACUCUCUGCUCGAAUCAGAUCGGUUUCUUUCCGCGGGAUGCGCAAUACCUUUCUGAAUUCUCUGACUGAGCCGGACUACACUUCCUAUACCCACGUCCUCACUGCGAUGAGUGGAGCACUUGGCAUGCUGCACCGGAGUUUCUGGAGCGACAUUACGCUUUGUCUGUCAGACAGAUACGCAAGUUACCUAGGGCAUCUGCAGUACCGCCUACAUCGAAGCCCAAGCACAAAACUUGUAAUGGAUCUUCUCCAAGUACAGGAAGAGUUGAACAUCAUCAUACAACUGACGGACCAGCAAAUGGAGCUGGUGAAGGCCGUCCGAAAGGCCCUAGAAAAGGCCAAU